Carassius carassius (crucian carp) is the source of this 1908-nucleotide messenger RNA. RefSeq names its product alpha-(1,3)-fucosyltransferase 7-like. Gene Ontology annotation, molecular function: alpha-(1->3)-fucosyltransferase activity. Bases 483 to 1553 code for a protein of 356 amino acids. Gene Ontology annotation, cellular component: membrane. The transcript has 2 exons. NCBI's taxonomy places the organism in Eukaryota, Metazoa, Chordata, Actinopteri, Cypriniformes, Cyprinidae. The record is from RefSeq and is a predicted model, not a curated record.
GAUACAUGCACUGAUACACACAGAAAUGAAAACACUAAUACCACGUUUCUCACCCAUCCUGCCCUUUCGGCCAUGGUUUGUAGUAAAUUCAAUGCUUAGCUUGUUUAAAGGUUCAAAGGUCAGGUAGUAAACAUCAAGAAGCCAUUUAUUAUACAACAUCUUGCAUUGAAAGAUAUUGCAUCCUGUUCUACAGUCUUGAACUGUUGAUAAGGAAAUGUGGCAUGUGUCAGGUUAGAUGCUUUAAUGAUCAAGGGGCGAUGCAAAAUGGGAGGGGAUAGAUAUCUGAAAGGGAGAACAUAAAAUAAAAGUGAUCUUAACAGGAAGCUGUUGUUUCCUUUGAGACCGAGUCAUUUUCGCAUAUCUUUCCAUCAUUAAAUGACAGGACAAGCCUCCACCUAUCCUCCACAUUGCAACUCUUUCUCGAGGGACUCGACAGCUGCGGUCUUCCCCACAAUACACUUUGCCCAAAACACAGCGCGCUUAUGGGCUCCAGCAUAAGAUGUAUAGCAAAGUGGAGGAAAAGGCAUCUGCAAGCCCCAAAGGCUCUCCUUGUUUUAUUCCUGGCCAUCAGUUUUAUCUACAGUUGGUUGCUGGUGGCUGAUAAUCAACAUUUGAAUGGCAGUAAUGCAUCACUCCCAAACAAUAUCACCAUCCUGUUAUGGCACUGGCCGUAUGGCACCCAGUACAGCCUUGUGGGGGACGUGUGUCUGAGGGACUACGGCAUCUCUGGAUGUGUGCUAAUGGAUAAUCGCACUCUCUAUGAGAGCGCUGAUCUAGUUGUCUUUCAUCACUUUGAGCUGAAGCUGCAUAAACAGCACCUUCCUGUGCAUCUCCAUCGGCCCGCCAAACAGAGGUGGGUAUGGCUUUCUUUAGAAGCGCCACAAAACAACGGCAACUUGUCACCAUACAACAACCUUUUCAACCUCACCAUGUCAUAUCACUCUCAUGCUGACAUCACUGUGCCCUAUGGGAAGCUGUUACAGAGAAAGAAACCAGGUCUAGACUUUGUUAUCCCACAAAACAAGAGUUAUGAAGCCUGUUGGGUGGUUAGCAACUACCAAAAACGGCACAAGAGGAGCGAAGUGUUCCAGGAGCUAAACAAGAACCUCAAUGUGCAACUGUAUGGCCUUUACGCCAGAAAACCUCUACCAAAGGAGGCACUGCUUCCAACGAUUUCACGCUGUUAUUUCUACCUAGCAUUUGAAAACACACAGUCUCCGCAAUAUAUCACUGAGAAGCUCUGGAGAAACGCUUUCCAGGCUGGGACUGUGCCCGUGGUGCUGGGAUCGCCACGCAAAGACUAUGACGCCGUGGUGCCUCCGCAUUCCUUCAUCCAUGUGGAUGAUUUUAAAUCUAUUAAGGCCCUAGCUGAGUAUUUGAGAGCCCUAACUAAAGAUCCAGAGAAGUAUAAUGCAUAUUUUACCUGGAGGCAAGACUAUAUGGUCAAAUUAUAUACAGACUGGAGAGAACGACUGUGCAAUAUUUGUCCCAUCUACGGACAAUUUCCAACUCAAAAGGUUUAUGAGAAUUUAAGAGCAUGGACAAAAUGGUAGAUGACAUUUUAAGGGGCCAUUCACACAGAAUAUGUUUUUGCAUUAAAAAUAAGACACAGUCUGAAGACUUUUUUUAAACUUUAUCUAAAAGUGGAAUUUCUUUUAGCUUGAGAGAUCUGUUUUAGAACACGGUGUCAUUCGCAAAAGAUGAAAGACGAGAGCGCAAUGUUCAACAACGUUUAUCUAAUACAUGCAUAGAAUAACUACUGAAGACAACAAAAUGCAAAAAUAAUAGGUCUAGAGAUGCUAUUAACUGAAUGGUUGCAUUUCUGGAACCUGUAAUGCUUUAAAAGUUGCGAGAUGCAAGCAUGGUUAAUGGUCAAAGAUCUCCAUCUAGAGCAUGUUUACCCGGCGG